AUGACUCUACUACAAGACACCAACACGGAAAACGCUUUUACCACGCGAUCCUCACGCAGUGGAGAAGGGGUUGGUGAACCUGUGGUGACGCAGCUCACGGAAGUGAAGUAUAGCAUGCCACCUCAUCUCACUCGCUGCAUCACAUAG
This is a messenger RNA of Trypanosoma brucei brucei TREU927, 147 nucleotides long. RefSeq lists its product as hypothetical. NCBI's taxonomy places the organism in Eukaryota, Euglenozoa, Kinetoplastea, Trypanosomatida, Trypanosomatidae. The coding region runs from base 1 to 147 and encodes 48 amino acids. The transcript has a single exon. The record is from RefSeq and is a predicted model, not a curated record.